AUGGUCAUUUUCAACCUGAGCAGUUAUCACCCAGGACCCUUCAUUCUAGUGGGCAUCCCAGGCCUGGAGAAAUUCCAUAUGUGGAUUGGGAUUCCUUUCUGUGUCAUCUACCUUGUGGCUGUGGCUGGAAACUGCAUCCUUCUCUACCUCAUUGCAGUGGAGCGCAGCCUUCAUGAACCUAUGUUCUUCUUUCUCUCCAUGCUGGCCAUGACUGACCUAAUCUUGUCGACAGCUGGUGUGCCUAAAACACUCAGUAUCUUUUGGCUUAGGGCUCAUGAAAUUACCUUCCCAGGAUGCCUUACACAAAUGUUCUUCCUUCACUACAGCUUUGUCCUGGAUUCAGCCAUCUUGAUGGCCAUGGCGUUUGACCGCUAUGUGGCCAUCUGCUCCCCCUUGAGAUACACCACCAUCUUGACCUCAAAGACCAUCUUGAAAAUUAUUGUAGGCAUCUCUUUCAGAAGCUUCUGCAUCAUUUUGCCAGAUGUGUUCUUGCUAACACGCCUACCUUUCUGCCAGACACGCAUCCUUCCCCACACAUACUGUGAGCAUAUAGGUGUUGCUCGGCUUGCCUGUGCUAAUAUCUCCAUCAACAUCUGGUAUGGCUUUUACUGGGAGAUAUUUGAGUGCAUCUAA
Orycteropus afer afer is the source of this 633-nucleotide messenger RNA. NCBI's taxonomy places the organism in Eukaryota, Metazoa, Chordata, Mammalia, Tubulidentata, Orycteropodidae. The record is from RefSeq and is a predicted model, not a curated record.